This is a messenger RNA of Perognathus longimembris pacificus (Pacific pocket mouse), 1386 nucleotides long. RefSeq names its product interleukin enhancer-binding factor 2-like. The record is from RefSeq and is a predicted model, not a curated record. NCBI's taxonomy places the organism in Eukaryota, Metazoa, Chordata, Mammalia, Rodentia, Heteromyidae. The coding region runs from base 2 to 1168 and encodes 388 amino acids. The transcript has a single exon.
CAUGAGCGGUGACAGAGGCCGGGGUGGUGGCAGGCGCUUUGGUUCCCGAGGAGGCCCAGGAGGCGGGCCCUUUGUCCCACAUAUCCCAUUUGAUUUCUGUUUGUGUGAAAUGGCCUUCCCUCGGGUGAAGCCAGCACCUGAUGAAAGUUCCUUUAGUGAAGCCUUGCUGAAGAGGAAUCAGGACCUUGCUCCCAAUUCUGCUGAACAGGCCUCUAUCCUUUCUUUGGUGACAAAAAUAAACAAUGUGAUCGACAAUCUGAUUGUAGCUCCAGGGACAUUUGAAGUGCAAAUUGAAGAAGUCCGACAGGUAGGAUCGUAUAAAAAGGGAACGAUGACUACGGGACACAACCUGGCUGACUUAGUGGUGAUACUGAAGAUUCUGCCAACAUUGGAAGCUGUUGCUGCCCUGGGAAACAAAGUCGAGGAAAGCCUACGAGCACAAGAUCCUUCUGAAGUUUUGACCAUGCUGACCAAUGAAACUGGCUUUGAAAUCAGUUCUUCUGAUGCUACGGUGAAAAUUCUUAUAACAACAGUGCCACCCAAUCUCCGAAAACUGGACCCAGAGCUCCACUUGGAGAUCAAGGUGUUGCAGAGUGCCUUAGCAGCCAUCAGACAUGCCCGCUGGUUUGAGGAAAAUGCUUCUCAGUCCACAGUUAAAGUUCUCAUCAGACUGCUGAAGGACCUAAGGAUUCGUUUUCCUGGUUUUGAGCCCCUCACACCCUGGAUCUUUGACCUACUUGGACACUAUGCCGUGAUGAAUAACCCCACCAGGCAGCCUUUGGCCCUAAAUGUGGCAUACAGGCGUUGCUUACAGAUUCUGGCUGCAGGACUAUUCCUGCCAGGUUUAGUGGGUAUCACUGACCCCUGUGAGAGUGGCAACUUCAGAGUACACACAGUCAUGACUCUGGAACAGCAGGACAUGGUCUGCUAUAUGGCUCAGACUCUGGUUCGAAUCCUCUCACACGGUGGUUUUAGGAAGAUCCUUGGCCAGGAGGGUGAUGCCAGCUAUCUUGCUUCUGAAAUAUCUACUUGGGAUGGAGUGAUAGUGACACCUUCAGAAAAGGCUUAUGAGAAGCCGCCAGAGAAGAAAGAAGGUGAGGACGAGGAGGAAAAUACAGAAGAGCCACCUCAAGGAGAGGAAGAGGAAAGCAUGGAGACUCAGGAGUGACCUUCCCUUCAUACUCUUCUAAUUCAAGAAGACUGGAGCCUAACCUGCCUGCUACUGGGCUUUAUAUGGUGGCUUUUCUAUGGAAUAGGGAGAAGGCAUGAAGGAAAAUAAACUGUACAGAAAGAUAGGUCAUUCCUUUGUUUUGAUACUGGCGUAGCAGCCAGAAGUCUCCCAUUUAUGACCCAUGCCACUCAUGAUAAUAAAGCAGGUUACCAACA